Monoraphidium neglectum is the source of this 753-nucleotide messenger RNA. RefSeq lists its product as hypothetical. The transcript has 2 exons. The record is from RefSeq and is a predicted model, not a curated record. The coding region runs from base 1 to 753 and encodes 250 amino acids. NCBI's taxonomy places the organism in Eukaryota, Viridiplantae, Chlorophyta, Chlorophyceae, Sphaeropleales, Selenastraceae.
AUGCGAUGCAAGGGUGAAACCGUUCUCAAGGCCGUAGCACCGGACGACAACACCAAGGCGGCCCCCCAGCCGGCCGCCGCUCCCACCACUGACGCCGGCCUCGCGGCGCGGCUAUGCGAGGCGGAGCGGCGCUGCGCGGCGCUGAGCGAGCAGCUUGCCGCCGCGAACGACUACAUCGAGACCCUCGAGUACGAGCUGCUCCAGGCGCGGGCGCGCCAGCGCGGCGACGACGACGACGAAAGCCCUGACGCGCCGGAGCAGCGCCUGCGGCGGGCGCUGGACGCGGGCCGCAGGGAGCGAGAGCUGGAGCAGCGGCUCGAGCGCACGCAGCAGGAGCUGGAGACCGCGCGGCGCACGGCGGCCAGCGAGGGCCAGCGGCUCAUGAAAGACAGGGAGGCGCUGCUCGAUGCGCGGAAGAGGUGGGAGGGGGUCUUCGAGUGCCAGCACAACCGCAUGUACAACAUGCAGGCGGCGCUCGACCAGGCCAAGAUGGCGCAUGCGUGUGCUGCGCAUGACGCGGCGCGGGAAUGGCUGCGGGAGGAGCGGGAGCAGGCGAUCUGGGAGGCAGACGGCGCAAUGCAGGCGCGCAUGCAGCAGGCCUUUGGCGAGGUGGUGGCGCGCAGGGACGAGAUCGUCGCGGCGCUGCAGGCGCUCGGCGCGGGCGGCGGCUGCAAUGCGGCUGCAGCGGCGGGCGGCUCGGGAGCUCGGGUGCUGCAUGUGCGCACGGCAGACAGUGGCGACGCAGACGGCUGA